This is a messenger RNA of Lachnellula hyalina, 1542 nucleotides long. RefSeq lists its product as uncharacterized. The transcript has a single exon. Lineage: Eukaryota; Fungi; Ascomycota; Leotiomycetes; Helotiales; Lachnaceae. The record is from RefSeq and is a predicted model, not a curated record. The coding region runs from base 1 to 1542 and encodes 513 amino acids. Gene Ontology annotation, cellular component: membrane. Gene Ontology annotation, molecular function: acetylglucosaminyltransferase activity.
AUGGGCGCACUUUCGGUCUUCGCAUUGUCUCGGAGCAGGAGAAGCCUCUCCCUCGUUUCCUUGGCUCUCUGUAUCCUUGCCACACUGGUACUAUUGCAACACGAUGAACAAGGAAGCUUUCUUCGCCCAGCAAGAUGGGAUUUACAUGACAUCUUACGCCCCCAACCAGAAUCAAAGACUCAGAGUUUCGGUACCAAAAAACCUACUCAGCCAGAUGCGCAGCGCGAGCCGGUGCCAGAGCCACAAACUCAACCCCAGAUCAUGGAUCUUACCCAUCUCGCGAAGUACGAAUUGACGCCUAGCUUCACUUAUAGCAGACGAACUAUCAUCCCGAAAGCCUCCAACGGCAAACGUGAAACGCUCACCAAAAUGGAAGGAGAAUACCUGUUUAAUACCCCGCAGGUUCUAAAUGAGCAAGCAGUGUGGAACAGAAGCACAAGCAUUGAUAGCUUUCCGCCGUUGACACUCCAUGUCCCUUCUUCCCCAGAGGUCGACACUUCGAUAAUAUCCUUCGGCAUAGCAACCAGUGCCUCCCGUGUGCCCGAAGCAUUCCCCAACCUUGAACACUGGCUCUCCAACACCUCUAGUUCCAUCUAUGUUGCCGUCUCGGACCCUCAAGAGAACGAGCUAACCGAACUACAAUCACAACUUGAACACUUGAAUAUAAAAGCUACUCUCGCCAAUUCUUCACUCUUCUUCUCAAACGCGUAUUUCUCACUCAUCAAGGAACUUUACGACGCUCGCACCGAGAAGACUGAAUGGCUUGUCCUAAUAGACGACGAUACAUUCAUCCCUUCUCUCCCUACCCUCCUUACGCACCUGAAUAACGCUUACGACUCAUCCCAAGAACUCAUCAUCUCAGCCGCAUCAGACAACAUGGACCAAAUCCGCAUCUUCGGCAUCCAACCAUACGGCGGUGGCGGAAUCUUCAUCUCUGUGCCACUCGCUCGCAUCCUCACCCAGCCUGAGGUUUGGGACUCGUGCAUGAGCUCAGAGAGCGAACAAGGUGAUCAAAUUGUCAAUGAGUGUUUGGACGCUCAUUCGCCUGUCCGGCCGACUUUCGAUUUGGGGCUUAAUCAGAUGGAUAUCCAUGGUGAUUUCGCUGAGCCGGCAGGUUAUUUCGAGAAUGGGAGACAGAUGCUUACGAUUCAUCAUUGGAGGUCUUGGUUUCAUAUUGAUAUGCCGGCUGUUGCUACAGUGUCCAAGGCGUGUGGAGAUGAGGGCAUUCUGAUGAGGUGGCUAUUUGAGGGUGAUGUGGUGUUGAGUAAUGGAUAUUCGAUUGCUGAGUAUCCCAGGGGCAUAAGCGAGACAGAUCUGCAGAGUGUUGAGCUGACAUGGUCGGAUGAUGUGUGGAAAUUUAUGCAUCACAUUGGGCCAUUGAGGGAAAAGAUGGGGAGGGAUCAAAAGAGGUCGUUUGGGAUGGUGGAGACUGUCGUGCUAGAGGAAGGAGUGCGACAGACUUACCUCGAAAAGGCCGAAGAGAUAGGAAUGAAGAAGGUGGGCAUGGAUCGGGUUGUGGAGUUAUUGUGGUUGUUCGAUUGA